This is a messenger RNA of Danio rerio (zebrafish), 1245 nucleotides long. RefSeq names its product leucine rich repeat containing 58a (gene lrrc58a). Lineage: Eukaryota; Metazoa; Chordata; Actinopteri; Cypriniformes; Danionidae. The record is from RefSeq and is marked provisional.
AAUCAGGCGCGCGCACUUCAGGCAGCAGCACUAAAGGGCAUUUUCUAACGUUAUAAUGUAAUAUAUGUGUACAGAUUACACAUCAAUAACUUGUAGAUAACUUUCUUUUACAUUGUCGCACCAUUAGAAAGUGUGCUGCCUAGCUUUAUUUAAUUCCCAGUGUUAUUUUCCUCUUACUAAACAGUCCAUAUGGCUCGUUUCCCAAGCGUAGACGACAAGUGUGCAGUUUUACAUUUAUCCCGUCUGCAUCUGGACGACCUGAACUUGGAUCAUCUGGCGGACAGCAAAAGAAAACAGAUCCAGCAGCUUCACCUUACCUACAACCGCCUGACGCUUCUCCCGACUUCUGUCUGCUUUCUGUCCAACCUGGAGUAUCUGGAUAUCAGCAAUAACGCGCUCACGGUCAUACCAGAUGACAUUAUGCGAUUGAAGAACUUAAAGACGUUUGUUGCAAAGAAUAAUCUUUUGAACGAGUGCUCGUUUCCGAAGGACUUCGACUGCAUUCGUGUGGAGACUCUGAAUCUGAGUGGAAACAGGUUUGAGGAUAUUCCCGCGCAGUUUCUCAAAAUGACUACACUACAGUCCCUGUCCCUUGGAGGAAAUAGGCUAAAGGCUAUUCCUGAAGAAAUACAGAACCUGACCAGUCUAGAGAUGCUGUAUUUGGGAGGGAACCUCAUCUCCUCGAUCCCACCUGAGGUGGCUAAACUCACCUGUCUGAGAUACCUGGUCCUGUGUGACAAUCGCAUCCAAAGCGUACCACCCCAGCUCAACAAACUACACUCCCUGCUCUCUCUCAGUCUCCACAAUAACCUGCUGACCUUCCUGCCUCGUGAGAUCCUCAGCCUCGUUCAUUUGCAGGAGCUCAGUCUGCGUGGAAACCCUCUGGUGGUGCGCUUCAUCAAGGACAUGACCUAUGACCCUCCGUCUCUGAUGGAGCUCGCAGGGCGCACCGUCAAGUCCCAAAACCUUCCGUUCCGCUCGUGUGAUCUGCCGGCCAAUCUGAUCUAUUAUUUAAACCUGGCUAGCGAAUGUCCCAACCCAAAAUGUGCAGGUGUUUACUUCGACUCAUGUGUGAGACACAUCAAGUUUGUGGAUUUCUGCGGGAAGUACCGCCUGCCGCUUAUGCAUUACCUGUGCUCCCCGCAGUGUUCCUCUCCCUGCAGCUCAAACCCACAGAGCGACGCUGAAUCAGAAGAGGAGAACAGCGUCCCCGCAGACAGGCUCCAGAGGGUCUUGCUGGGAUAG